Molecule: messenger RNA, 5934 nt
Organism: Nilaparvata lugens (brown planthopper)
Lineage: Eukaryota; Metazoa; Arthropoda; Insecta; Hemiptera; Delphacidae
Product: rho guanine nucleotide exchange factor 10-like
Exons: 17
Coding region: 653-4321 (1222 amino acids)
Biological process (GO): actin cytoskeleton organization; positive regulation of stress fiber assembly
Molecular function (GO): guanyl-nucleotide exchange factor activity; protein binding
Source: RefSeq, a predicted model, not a curated record
GAAGUUGUUUAGUCUAUCCUGAACUUUGCUGUGUGUUUGCAAUGGAAUGUUGAUGGAACGUUUUGUUUAGUUUUUUUUUUAUUUAUAGUGAGUUCUAAGUGAAUAAUUGGAAUUUCUUGUCACGUUCCUCCAUAGUGUAAUCGGUAUCGGCAAUUAUUUAUUCGAAAAAGUGUCAAACCAUCUCAGAAUAGCGUGGAUUUAAAAGUUUUACAACAGUUUCUUUCUUUGCAACAAUAUUAGUUUCCGAAAUAGUUCAAAACCAUCUGGCUGUAUAUUGAAUUGUGCUUUAGAUUUUGGUGCUAGUCAUUAUUAAUUUCUUUAUAAAAAGUGUGUAAAUUUGUGACCAAAGGAUAUAGUUUACAGUGUUAUCGACUACAAACAAUGAUCUCAACUUAUUGAUAUACUGCCCACACCACUCAUGAUCUUCAGGUGACCUGUAUCCACCCUCCACCCUUAUCAAUCACCUCCUGGUAUCAUCACCUUAAAAUAUGUUGAUUUUUUACUGAUUCUUUACAACUGUAUAACAAUUGAUUAAUUUCAAAAUGUUGAUCUACUAUUGAUUUCCUAUAACUGUUUAACUGUUUCCAUCACAAUGUUGAUUCUUCACUGAAUCAUUUUACCUUCAUAACUCCUGGUGAUCGUGAUCCUCACAAUGUCCUCGCCGUCCCCGGUCCCCGAGACCUCCAGGGGGGUCUACGGAGCCCCCCCACCACGGCGACCCUACCUCAGGUUCCCCCCACCACCGCCCUACCCUCCCGGUCCCACAGACUAUGCCUAUGCCUACUAUGAGCCGGGCCCUAGUACCUCAAAGCAUACCUUCAUCACACGCUAUGGCACCGAGGAGAACAUCUAUGAGGAGAUAGGGGCCAGUCAGCUGGAGGAGGAAGUCAGAUAUGUGCAUUCUAGGCAUUUGCAGGUCCUAGAUGAGUUGAACCUAACAGUUGAAGCCAUGCUGAUGCCAGAGGCUAACAACUCCCCACCUUCCUCAUCGACACCCUCCCCUCACCUCGACCACCAUCCCCUGGCCAACACAUCAGUUGGGGGAUCAUCAUCAUCAUCCAGGACUGGAGCAUUCUGCACAUCCGGCCCGGGAGGACCAAAUGGUGAUGAUCUGCUGUCUCCCUCUUGCACGGCCACCUGUAGCCUGGACUCUGGCUUCAGUGGCAGCAGUACAGGGACCAACUCGUUGACCAGGAGUAGUCAGCAUUUGGCACGUGGCUCACCAACGCCUAAGGCAAGGUCUGCAUUUUGGAAAAAGUUGCCAGGCCUGGGGUCAUCAAGUACCAAUGUGAAUGUGGCCGGGAGUAAGCAUACAGAUGAACCCCAUUGUACGUCAUGGGAAGAGUGUGCACAUGAACAGACUAUAAACAGAAGUUCAGGAUCUGAUCAAGAACUUUCUUCUGGAGAUGAGAGUCUCAAGAGCGGAGACCGUUACAAACCCCGCUCGGCCCUGUGGCGACGUGCCUCCCCCGACCCCCUGGCACAACCCUCCACCCCCCAACCCCCGGGCCGACUCUCCAGGUGGUUCUCCAUUCGACGGGGUUCCCAGUCGGACGACAGUAAGAGUGGAAGCACCUCCAAGAUGCCUCUACUGCCCGAGGUUGAAGAGGAGACAGGCCUAACCCAUCGUCGGCUAGCUGCCCCCUCCCUUCCCCCAGCACCUCACAACCUGUCCGCCCAGGAGCUGAAGCGACGUCACAUUGUUGCCGCCAUUGUGCAGUCAGAGAACAACUACUUGGCAUCUCUACACCGACUUGUUUAUGACUACAAAAAGGCGCUAGAGGACCACACACCGCAGAUUCUGAGCGCGUCUAAGAUAUCGACGAUUUUCCACCGACUGCCCGAGAUCCUGCAGUGCCACACGCUGUUCCGCAUCGCGCUGGCCGAAGCGGUGGCCAACUGGGAUCGCGACCAUCGCAUCGGUGACGUGUUUGUGGCGUCGUUCAGCAAGGCAAUUGUGCUCGACAUCUACAGAGUUCCUGCCCCACAAUCCAAGCGUGGUAAAUUGUUACAGCUCCAACUAUCCGAGCUCUCAUUGCUCGAUUGUUUUCAGCAACGACAGAACAACUCACCAGACCGGCUAUCUCUGUUUGCUCUGAUGGUGAAAGCUGUGCAAAGGUUUCCUCAGUUCAUCCUACUGUUACAGGACCUUCUGCACCACACAGGCCAUGGCCACCCCGACCGGAUGUCUCUGCAGCUGGCGCUGACCCAACUGGAGUCGCUGGCCGAACUGCUCAAUGAGCGGAAGCGCGAGGCCGAACAGAGUCAAGCCUUCAAGGAGAUGUUGCGUGCUAUCUCGGGCAAACUGGCAGCCAGGCCUAUUGCCGACAACAAUCGCUAUCUGUUGCGGCAGGAUGACGUUGUUCAGAUGGAAGUGAACCAAUGCGGCCUAAUCAGCAAAUGCAAGAACCGUCGGCUGCUUCUGCUGAACGACCUGCUAGUGUGUGUGACGGUGAACCACAAAGAUGGCGGCGGUGGCUCGUCGGAGCACAAUAACCCCAGCCGUCUGCAGCUGAAGUGGAGUUGUCCCAUAGCUGAGGUGCACGUCAUUGACUUGUCGAAUGCGUCGCCCACUCUCAGUCGACUGCUGGCUGCGCCCCACACGACCGGCAGUCUCAACUCCAACUUCAUCAACUUCCUCGGGAAGAAAUAUUAUCAAACUCAACGCAAGGGACUCCCCACCAACAAAAGCCAUGCGAAUUUAUUUUUACCUGCGUUUACUUGCCAGGUGCUGAGCAGAAUCGCAGACCUUGCGUCGACGCUGAAGGGCUGCUACGAGGAUGUGAGUGUGGAACGCACAAGGGCCGUGCUGAACUGGAUCCAGGGUGAGAUCCAGCAGAAGGACGAGCAGAUGGCCUGGGUCGACUCGUGUUGUCUGCAGAUCACAAUCAAGGGCAAAGAUGAUAUUCUCACUUUCCAGAUGGAGUCGCCCGAAGUCAGGAAGGAGUGGGUCACUGAACUGCGCCUAGCCCGGUUGGCAUUGGACCCGACCAACUCGCCCGCCUGGGAAGUGCCCGAACAGGAGCGCCACCCCUCCACCAAGAUGCCCCUCUAUGUGGGCGCACACCCCCUCUACACGCUGCCACCCCAGGCCACCGACGACAUCACAGCAGGCUGCUACUACACCGCCUCCUGUGGACAGGCCUCUUUCCUCUGGGUCUGCACCAGCAACGGCCACACUAGUCAUAUCAGCAUUGCUCAGGUGAAUAGCACAGUGUUGAAACCCCUUACCCAGCUGCCUCCCCUGGAUGCCAAGGUCACCUGUAUGGAGUAUGUGAGGAGUACUGACACCGUUUGGCUGGGGACUGAUAAUCAGAGAAUCCUGGUCUACUGCGUGUCAGAUGGGGACCAUUCAGACGCCGACAACACGGUACCGGUUGAGGGUGGAGUUGUCGCCAUUCGCCAACACUGUGACACAGUCUUCGUUGCCAUGACAACCGGACGCCUGCUGCUCUACAGACGGGGCAACGUGCAUCAGGAGCCCGAGCAGAUUGUGUUGAGUGAUGCCGGUGAGCCGGUCGCCUGUCUGCUACCCAUCAAUCUGUGCAUGUAUGUGGCCUGUGGCAAAACGGUCACUGUGUUGAGUGCUAUCACGGGCGAGAAACAGAAAAACUUCACCAUUCAACAUGAACAUGUUGGAGGCAACAUAAGUCUCAUGGCACAUUCUGGUGUCGGACUAUGGCUGUCAUUGAGUCAAUCAAGCACUAUUUGCCUGUACCAUACUGAGACCUUCAAACACUUACAGGAUAUCAAUGUAGCCUCCAAUGUCAUCCGCCUAACAGGUGCCCCCACUCCUAUCUGUGUGACCGCUCUCAUGGCCUGCAAAGGCCUGCUUUGGGUGGGUACAGAUGUGGGUGUCAGCCUCACUGUACCCCUGCCCCGUUUGGAAGGGGUACCCAUAAUCAGUGGGCGUGUGAAUGUGUCCUACCAUGGGCACACAGGGCCUGUCAAGUUGAUGUUGGCUCUCCAAGACCCACCAACAGUCCACAAACGGCCGCCAUCAAAGGCAUUGGCAUGUGAUGUCUAUGGACUCUAUGGUCAACUGAUGUAUGUCAAGGACUAUGAGGAUGCAGAUCAGAGAUCAGAGGUAUCGUCAAGAUGGUCGCUGUCGGCUGCUUCUGAUGAGGGAUCACUGACCUCUAAAGUGAACCAAAAUGGCGCUGAUUUGGGAGGACCUGCCAGUGGUGGUGCAAAUCCGGCCCGGAAGGACCAAACGCUUGUCACCAUAACUGGCGGUAAAGGUUAUGUAAACUUGCAGCAGCCUUGUUGUACAACUAUUACAAAUAAUGCGCAUAUCAUUUUGUGGGAAAUGAAGUUGUGAUAGGAUUCAUUUAUAUCAGCAUUUGGUAGUCAAUAUCAGCUAAUUCAUUGAUAACAACAAUGCUGACAGUUUGAAGUGAACCUCAUCAUAGAUAAAUCAAAGUUUCCUAGAUUUGUUCUACAAUGUGCACUUGUGAAUGAGUCACUUUUAUUAGCUUUAGGAGAGACAGUUUUUCUAGUUUUGAUACAACUUUUGAAUCAACAUCCAUUGCUUGAAACACUUGUAGCUGGGUUUUCACCAAAGUUAGUAACAGAAUGUUAAUAACUUAAUCCUUAUAGAUUCUAUAAGAUUGAAAGGAACUUGACAAACACUUAUGUUCAUCAUGUGUAAGAUUAGAUAUGUUUAAUCAAAUAGAAUCUAUAAGGAUUAAGUUAUUAACAUUUUGUUACUAAUUUUGGUGUAAACCCAGCUUGAAAGUUCUAGCUUUAAUUGGUUUAUAUGCAGCUAAUGUUAUCCCAAAAAGUUUUUUUACAUAGUUCUAAGUUCUUGAUGUUUUCCAGAAAAUGGAACAUUUGAGUUCAUGACAGUUUCUAAUAAUUGUGACAUCCAUCAUCUUUUAGUACAUGACAUUUAUUUGUAAAAUUGUGAGGUUUUCUCAUGUGUUUGAAAUCUCCAUAAUUUGUUUUAUUAUUAUGAUAUGAGUUAGUGAAUUAUAUUUUACUACUAAGGUGUAGAAUAUUAUGUUAUGCUUUGAAAGUAGGUCUAUAUUGAAUGAAAUUGCUUGAAAUGUCAAUCUUGUUCUAAACAUUUGAAAAAUUGUCAUUAAUUGAAAAUAUAUGAUAGAUUUAUUACUGUACCUCAGUAGAAUUCUACAUUAUUUUCUAUCCAAGGAAGAUACCGCAAAAUUAUAUUAGUACCUAUGAUGUAACAAGUGACUUAUCAAGUUCAAGAUAUUUUAUUGUAUCUUCAUGAUUUUUUUAUUAAUUUGAUAAGAAAUCAUGGAUUUUUUCUACUGACAUAUUGUAUCUUGAUAUUAUGUACAAUAUAAAUCUCAAAUUGUAACAUAAUCUACUUUAGAUUUGUUUGAUAAAAAAUUCUACUUUUGGACAUAAUGUACAUAAUAUAUUAAUUAUUUAUGUUUAGGUAAUAUUUUGUUUGAAUUAAUCCUGAACGCAACUAAAAAAACACCAACAAUGCCUCUAAAAUUAUAAUGCACAACUAAUAGUUUUAUAUGAAUUUGUAUAAAAAAUAUAAAUAGAAUAGGCUUGUAUUUCCAAUGAAGAUACUAUAUAGCCAUAUUAAAGGUUACCCACAUAAUAUUACUAUAUAUUUGAACAUUUUUAAAGGAUAUUUCUAUUAAAUUUAGAUCUAGUUCAAUGUUAUAUUUUACAUUUAUUUAUUUUAGACUUUGACAACUAUGGCUUCAUGUUUAUCUCUAUGUUAACAUUACAUAAUUAUUUAAUUCACAGCAUUGUUUAAUGUUUUCAAAACAUAACUUGAUUGUGAAUUGAAAAAAUGGAACAUUUAUUGUAAAUUUUAGGCAAUUCUAAUUUUAUUGAUAAAUUUAUGUGGUAUAUAAUAGUGUCAUUGCCAUUUUUGUUUAGUUUAGUAAUUUUUGUAAAUUAUUACUGUAUAUGUUGAGAUUUAUGAUAUUAAAUAAUUAUGUUUUAUUG